Molecule: messenger RNA, 1518 nt
Organism: Penicillium pulvis
Lineage: Eukaryota; Fungi; Ascomycota; Eurotiomycetes; Eurotiales; Aspergillaceae
Product: HMG-box domain-containing protein
Exons: 3
Coding region: 1-1518 (505 amino acids)
Biological process (GO): regulation of transcription by RNA polymerase II
Cellular component (GO): nucleus
Molecular function (GO): RNA polymerase II cis-regulatory region sequence-specific DNA binding; DNA-binding transcription factor activity, RNA polymerase II-specific
Source: RefSeq, a predicted model, not a curated record
AUGUCCGUCUCCAAUAUUCCGAAGUUACCACCUACUCCCCCCAGCGAGCAUUCCAUCGAGAGGAAUCUCCAGGAGACCUAUCCUCCUGUUCCCGGCCAAGGAGAAUUUGCAGAGUAUACGGAUGCUCAAGUCAAUAUGUUCCAUGCUCAGCACCCGCAAAUUACAUCGGUGAUGUAUGCACCAGCUUCAGGUUACUGGCAUCCCUCAAUGCCAACUUCACACCCGAUGCUUCCUGAUCAGGGGGUCAAUACACCCCCUUCCACGAAUGACGAAGGGCUCAGUAGGCUGUCCGCCUCUCCAAGCCCAAGCUGGUCACCAUCCCCAAAGCGUCGGGGUCAGACACCCCGGGCUAGAGCCAACCGUCCUCCCCGUGAGCGAGGACGCCGCUCACGGAAGAAUGCCUCUGCUAGGGCAGUAGAGGGAGGUGUGUCCACUGAUAAACCAAUGAGUGUCACGGCCGCACAUCUGGUGCACAUUCCAAUCCGUGAUAUGCACGCCUAUGCCCACCGGUCUGCUGAAGAGCGUCUUGAGGAAGUCGAGACAAAGAACAAAAUCUCUCGGCCAAUGAACGCCUUCAUGAUGUAUCGGUCUGCCUACGCAGAGCGAGCAAAGGUGCUCAUCAACCAAAGGAACUACCAGGUUGUCAACAGCGCCAUAGCCGAUAGCUGGGCAGUGGAGACAGAGGAGGUGAAGAACCACUACCGGGACAUGGCCAAUAUCGAAAAAGACAACCACCAACGAACAUUCCCUCAGUACAAGUUCAAGCCCAACAGGGGUCCGGCAGUUGCAGCGGUAGUAGCACCAAGUUCUCCACCAACUACUGCCAAUAGCUCUUUCGUGGAUCAUGCUAGCCCUGCAUGGAGCAGUAGCGAUCUUGAUUAUCCCGCUUCCGUUCACGAUCGAUCGGGUAGUUUCUAUCUUGAUCCUACCUACCACACCCGAUCCAGCACACCGACAAGCUUCCAUGAUCUGGGUGCCAAUGGCUAUAUAACCCCCUCCUGGCAAGGCUACCUAGGAUCUAGCUGUUCCACAAUCCAGCCUAGUUCCUUGCAUGGUGGAAUAUCCCACGUUGAGGACGUGCAUUUCCACCGCUUAACUCCGCCUGCUCAGGAAAUCCAAUACGGCAUGUCCAAUGGUCUUAACGGACUUCCUGGUGGCUCCCACCAUGACCUACUACAGCCCCAACCAGGCACACCUUUCUCCGGUCGCGUCGAUUCAGACGGCAGUCUGGAUCCCCAGAUGCUCAGCUAUGAUGCUGAGUCUGGAGUUCAGAUGAGUCUAGCCCCAGCAUAUCCUGCAGUGCCGAACCCCUACCCUGUUUGGGAGGAGGAUGCUACGGAUCCGUACCUGACCACGUCGGUUCCAUCGUGCACAUCGAGCCCAGUUCCAUUCACCCAUAUGAUGUCGUCUUCUGUCCCUGUUAGCAUGCAGCGAAACCCUUCAUGGGACCCCAACCCUGAUGUCAAUGAGACAAGUGACCCCUGGCCCGCUUUGCAUACCCCUUCAUCAAACUUCUAA